This is a messenger RNA of Gadus morhua (Atlantic cod), 1591 nucleotides long. It is a transcript of the gene cdipt, whose product is annotated as CDP-diacylglycerol--inositol 3-phosphatidyltransferase (phosphatidylinositol synthase). Gene Ontology annotation, biological process: phosphatidylinositol biosynthetic process. Gene Ontology annotation, molecular function: CDP-diacylglycerol-inositol 3-phosphatidyltransferase activity. Gene Ontology annotation, cellular component: Golgi apparatus; membrane. The coding region runs from base 176 to 811 and encodes 211 amino acids. The record is from RefSeq and is a predicted model, not a curated record. The transcript has 6 exons. NCBI's taxonomy places the organism in Eukaryota, Metazoa, Chordata, Actinopteri, Gadiformes, Gadidae.
UCGACCGGAAGCCUGUCGUCACUCGUCGGAUACUGACAUUUCCUGUGUGAGAGACGCAAAAAGCGGCGACAAAACCAACAACCAGUUUAAUCCGUUUACUAGUUUAAAUUAUUGUUCGCUUGUUUGCAGUUUAUUAUUCGUCUUAUUAUUCGUUUUAUUGCUGCGUUGAGACAGGAUGGCGGAAGACAAUAUCUUCCUCUUCGUUCCGAAUCUGAUCGGGUAUGCCCGUAUCGCGCUGGCCUUCCUCUCCUUCGCUCUGAUGCCGUGCUGUCCGCUCCCCGCGGCGUUCUGCUACCUCCUCAGUGGCCUCCUGGACGCCUUCGAUGGCCACGCCGCACGCGCCCUCAACCAAAGCACUAAGUUCGGUGCGAUGCUGGACAUGCUGACCGACCGCUGCGCCACCAUGUGUCUCCUGGUCAACCUGGCGCUGCUCUACCCCUCCUACACCUUCCUCUUCCAGAUCAGCAUGUGCCUCGACAUCUCCAGCCACUGGCUGCACCUGCACAGCUCCAUGAUGAAGGGUUCCACAAGCCACAAGAUCAUUGACCUGUCUGGGAACCCGGCCCUCAGACUCUACUACACCUCCAAGCCGGUGCUGUUCGUCAUGUGUAUGGGCAACGAGAUGUUCUUCUGCCUGCUCUACCUCCUCUACCACACCCCAGAACCAGCAGUGUGGAUGCUGGUCCUAGAAGGUGUGUGCGGGAUCAUCUGCCUCCUGAAGUCAGGGAUCAGUGUUCUGCAUCUGAUCACCGCCGCCCAGAACAUGGCCGCCCUGGACGCUGCUGAGAGACAGGCCGUCAAGGACCAAUGAGAGACGAGGAGGAGGCGUGGCUAGAUGGGGGCUGGGGUCAUAGAAGUGUGUGUGUGUGUGUGUGUGUGUGUGUGUGUGUGUGUGUGUGUGUGUGUGUGUGUGUGUGUGUGUGUGUGUGUGUGUGUGUGUGUGUGUGUGUGUGUGGAAAAUAAAGUAUCCAUUCAGAUGUAUAGAUGUACUGCCUGUGCUCCUUCUGGUCCUCAGCUUGAAGACACAGCGUUAAUAUUGUAGCGCCAGGGUUAUGUUUGUUGUGUUGUUAUACGACUGCUAUUGGUUGAUGUGUUCCCAUCAUGCUUUGUGGUGCGGAAGUUAGGGUUAAAAAGACGGUUGAGCUUUGUUGUGGUUACGGGGUGCUCGUUGAGCUUUGUUGUGGUUAAGGGGGUACUCUGGGAUUCAAUGAAGUCACUGAAAGAAUAUAGCACACCUCUGCUUUUGCCAUAUUCGCCACAAUAUUAUUAUGUUAUGUUAUUGUUAUGUUAUAAAGAGUGAUGUGCUGUUAGGAUCAGCUUGAAGAGUAGAGAGAACCAUACUUGUUAUAUUAUAUAUAGUAAUGUGCUGUACUUCCACUUUCAAAUGUUUCCUUUCCAUGCCAAACUGAAGGUGUUUGAGUGACAGAGUGUCAUCAUUAAAGAUAACAGACCGUAACCAUAACAACAGUUCAAUUAGACUGUUCUGUAAAGUGCUUUGGAAAUGUUUUAGGAUAGAAGGUUAUGUUGUUAUUUUAAUGUGUUCACAUGCAUAAUAAAGCCUCAACGCGUGACGGCUCCGUGUUGACAUCAA